AUGGAGCAGUUCGAGCUUGACAUUACUUCUGGGAAGUGUAAAUUGAAGCUCGAAGACGCUAAGAGAUUGUUCCGCACCAUUGCCUUGGGUCUUGAGGAGAAAAAUGUAAAGAGAAGUUCUUUCUGAAGAGUUUAAAGGCGCAGAGGGACUUAAAUUUUUACGGUAAAUAGUUAAUCGCGUCUAGGCCUUUAUAAAGAUUGCUCUUGCACCUUUGAACAUUUCAAAAUGGAUUGUUGAGCUGACCUUUCUCGAUAAAUAAAUCAGCUUGACGAGUUCCUCGAAUGGGCGGCAACUUCAGCAGAUCCGAAGCUUUUAAAAGAUUCGGCAGCAGCGACAGUCGCAAAAAAGAAACAUAACUCACAGAGGAAAAAAUUGGUUCAAAUUGCGAAAUACAUGAAGGAACAGGUUUGAACUUAUAAUUCAAGACGAAGAAUGAAUAUUUUCCAUUCAUAGCGCCUUUGCGAAGCCAAUGAGACCGAGGAAUCCGAUUCCUGGAAAUGGCCCGAAACUGGAUUCGACAGUGAUUGUAAGCCGAGUACCACUGUGAGGAAAAAAAUCAGAAUUUAAUCGAUUUUUUUCUUAUUUUUAAGGUUCACAUCAACUCUUUUUUUGUACACCGAUGAAGACAUUGACGGUUUGGUCGAGAAGGGAGAAUUUAGUAGGUAGAAAUUCAUUUUUCAAUUUUCCUUUCAUUUUCGUAGGGUAAUAAACGGCAUGAAGUUUUAUAAUAUUUUUUUCUUUUUCGUUUAUGUCUUCGUUCUGACCUUUUUACUCCUCUGAAUGUCAUCAAAAUGUCUUUUUGAAUCAGUUUAUGUCUUCAAAAAGCUCAUUUUCAGAACUUAUUGCUCGGCCUGUGGCUCCAGAAAGACCCAACCUCUUCAAAUUAUCAGCCACAGCUUGAAUAGAAAUGAAGUUAUAUUUAUAUUUCAUGUGACAGUUCAUAAAACUUUCGAAAUUUCAGAUCGAAUUCAUUUUCACCAAGCUGAUGCCGUCGGAUGUUUCCCAGGUUUUGAUGAUUACAAAAAAAAUUUUUUCAACAAAAAUAAUUUUUUUGCUUUCAAGGUCUUGGAUAUCGGAUCGAGAACUGGAGCUGUUCUUUUUGGCGCCUCGAUUUUCAGCGAGGGAAAAGUCCGCGGAUUAGGCGUUGAAAUCAACGAGGGAAUGGUGAAAAAUUGCCAAAGACACGGCGGCAAAAUUCAAUUUGCAAGUAAAUUUUUGAAAAAGAAAUGUUUUUUUCUUAAUUUGUGAAAUUUUUCUCUCGUUAUUUGUUAAAAAAACGUUCAGUGUUGAGCUAUUUCUCAGCUGAGCCUGUUCUUUUUUUGAAAUUUAGAAAAAAAUUUCGUCUAGAAAUUAUAAAAACAACAUUUUUUUCUCAUUACAUUUUUAGCUGUUUUUUUAGUCUUUUUUUCUUUUUUUCCCGUUUCUAAUCUUUUUGAAUAUUUUUCCGCCUUAAAUAACCUUUCUGUUCAAACAAAGCUGAAAAACAGCUUUUUCAGCCUCGAAAAAUUCUAUGAAAAUUUCAAGUUUGCGCCUUUAAGAACCCUUACGAAGAUUAUAAAAUUAAUUAUUCUUCAAAAAGAUGAACCUCGUAAAUUCUUUUUUUUUCUGAUAACAUCAUUUUUCAAGUUUCUAAUCAAACUCAUCUGUUCAGAAUGUUGA
Messenger RNA from Caenorhabditis auriculariae, 1659 nucleotides. NCBI's taxonomy places the organism in Eukaryota, Metazoa, Nematoda, Chromadorea, Rhabditida, Rhabditidae. The record is from the annotation of a GenBank genome assembly.